AGUAAGAUCAUGAUCCUGUACAAAAAGUAUAAGUGAAAAAUCGAAGUAAGUACACAGCAACUUUUUCACAUUGGUGUUUUUUCUGGAUCCAGGCGCGCGUGUGUUCAGAGGACUAUAGCAGCCCUCGCCGCCUCCCCGGGCGGGGUAAAAGUACGGGCGGGCCGGGUUGACGCUUCGCUGUGCUGCGUUUUCAUGUCUAGCAUCGUGGCACUUCAGGCGGCGCUCCGGCGUUUUGCAUGGUUUAGCAAUUUCAAUUCGCAAUAGUCGUGCCAGCAGUGACGUCGUCAUACCAUCGGGUCUGCGUUCAAUCCGCAUGCUGCUAUGAGCUAAAAACUGACAGAAUCAAGAAUACCGUCGUGAUUGGCUGCAAGUUCUGCAAAAAAGUUCUCGAAUGCAAAACGCGAAUCAAAAAGGACCCCCGCAGACCCCCGCGCUGCGGAAACUGCCCCCCUUAUAAAAAAGGCUGGCGUUGGAUCGUGGAGCGCCUCAACUACAGGGACUACGAAGAAGCUAGUAUUUUUUUCGCGGAUGUAACUGGUAGUGGCGAGUCCUUUGGUCUGACCGUGGGGCUAAUGGAGGUUGAGCGAGGGAUGGACACGUUGCACCAUGUGCGUGAUGGAGUUGUAGGACAGGACCUUGGCACUUCUGCCAACGCAGGUUACGUCCUUCCUCUGUUUGGCACCUCUCCGCACCUGGUAUGGUAUAGUGACCCAAAUAUUACGGAUAUCGGCUGGCGGGUUGAGUAUAAGAUGAGAACUGCUCCGACAACUUCGCCUCCACUUUCGCCUACAACUUCGCCUCCACCUUCGCCUGCCCCGAUCGUGACUAGCACUGACGAGGGGGACAGCUCCGACGACGGGACGACGAUUCUGAUCAUCGUUGCCGCCUGCAUCGGGGGGUUCUGUGUCCUCGCCGGUGUCGCUUUCGGGGUGCGCACCGUGAUGAUGUACCACCGGCCAGAAACCUACAUCGGCGCGGCGGCAAGGCCGAGCCAGGUGGUCACCAUCGACCUCUCGAGACCUCCAUCGGCAGCCAACGUCGUGCCGGUGCCCGGUUUGGCGGAAAGCUGGAAGUCGUCCCCUGGUGGCGCCGCAUCUUCAAAAAAGUUCGUGAUUAGCCGCAGGGCACUCGAAGAAGAGAUGCGGGGUAUGCGAGAGCCGGCUCUGCCUUUGCCGGAGGAGGCGGAGCUUUCUGGGCGAAGAAGCGGACAAAGAAGUAGUGGGGCUUUCUACAACGUCUCCGUGAGUGGACCUGCUCUGCAAGGAGAGGCGGACCACGAAGAAGCGGCUGUUUCGCGCGCGGAGGGGGAGGCCUUCUGGGAGGAAGAGGCGGGAGAAGACGAUUGGCCGGGCGAGAUGGUCGGGCCGGCUGCGCUGGGCCAGGGAACAAGUGGGCGGAAGAAAAAAAGCAAGAAGUCGAGCAAGUUCUCGAGCUUUCCUCGGGAAGAUCAUGCAAUGGCAAAACCACAGUCGGAACGCCACGCACGGGGGGACCACUACGAUAGGUUCGCAGAGCACGCGGCCACAAUUUGCAAACACGACGACUGGGGCGACGAAGAUUCCUUCUGGCCCGAGCAGGACAACUGGGACGAGAAUUACUACGCCCACACAAAAGCCUCUCGCGGCUCUCGGCUUGCUUCCGGGCGGUCGUCGGGGGGCCAAAAGAUGGCGGCGCGCGGCGGAGACAAGCAUCUUCGCGAAGGACGGGCAAAUCGGUUGUGAGGAGCAGUGAAGGAGGAAGCAAAGCACGGGCGCAGGAAGAUGCUUGAUGCACGGCAUUUUUGACGCGAUUGCCUAGGAUGAAACUGGUGCUAAGAAGAUUAUAAAUGCUAGGCCUGGUUGUAAUGGUUUUGGCACUCGUUUUUUUUUCUUGUUGGCAUGUUUGUUUGCUUGAUUGUACGCGUGGAAACGUGAAUUUCCGGGUGAAGGUUUUGCCUUCUACUCACGUUCUAGCGCUACUCGGGAAGAACAGCCGCCGUACAUAAAUCUACUAUUACUUACUUAAUAUUUUCAGUUCUUACAUACAUCUACAUUACUACUUACUCCGAUGUUCACAUGGUUAUUGUUGUUCUUUUUUUAUCAAUCUUAAGCUGAUGCGGAUGCCAUCCAGCAGCGAUCGUGGCACUCGCCUCAGAAGAAUUUGUUUUCAUAUAAUAAGUUUACGCAUACCUACAUUCAUCUGAAAAGUGCAAAUCUGAAUAUCGCACCGAGCUGUAAAAAUUUUUUUCCUUCGGUUUGAUAGCACUUCUACCUCUGUUCAGUUGCAUAUGGCGGACGAGCGGCAUAAAAGUAAAAACAGCGGAAAACGAGUCUUCUUUUGUUCAUUUGGACCACGAAAAUCUGCGCAAAUGUGAAUCAAUUGUAUCGAGGUGGAGCCGGAGUGGUGUGUUUUCAAAAAAUACUGCGCAAACUAGG
Amoebophrya sp. A120 is the source of this 2414-nucleotide messenger RNA. The record is from the annotation of a GenBank genome assembly. NCBI's taxonomy places the organism in Eukaryota, Dinophyceae, Syndiniales, Amoebophryaceae.